AUGCAGUUAAGCCUCAUUUCACUCGCCUUUAUGGCCUUGACUCCCGUCCUCGCAGACCUGACCCCCGAUCCGACUGCGUGCGCAUCCCUCAUCGGCACAGCUCCAACGCCGCCUCCUGAGCUCAUCUCUGUCGUACUCGAUGCGACUCAAGCAGAUCCGUGCCAUCCCACAACGCCUGCCAUUCCAUCUAGUCUCCGGUCUGCGUUCUCGAGCUACGAAUCUGCAGCAUCGUCGUGGAAGAAAGAAAAUGGAUCCAAGGCUUCCCAGCUCUGUCGCAUGACCCAUACAUUUAGCUUCAGCCUGUCUACUACCUAUUCUAUCGGUGACUUCUGCAGCUCGAGUACCAAGGGAGGGCAAACAGGAACAGGAACAGGAGAAGGCGCGACUGCGACUGCGACCGGUAAUGGAGGUACUGCAGCUACAAGCAGCACAUCAACUGGCGGUGCUCGCCAGACCGACUUUGCUAUGGCUGCCGUUGCCGCGGCCGGUUUCGCCAUUGCGGCCCUAUAA
Messenger RNA from Pochonia chlamydosporia 170, 510 nucleotides. RefSeq names its product protein incorporated later into tight junctions domain-containing protein. The record is from RefSeq and is a predicted model, not a curated record. The transcript has a single exon. The coding region runs from base 1 to 510 and encodes 169 amino acids. NCBI's taxonomy places the organism in Eukaryota, Fungi, Ascomycota, Sordariomycetes, Hypocreales, Clavicipitaceae.